This is a messenger RNA of Linum tenue, 330 nucleotides long. Lineage: Eukaryota; Viridiplantae; Streptophyta; Magnoliopsida; Malpighiales; Linaceae. The record is from the annotation of a GenBank genome assembly.
AUGGAGAUGGACAAAAACCUUCUUACGGCAAUGGUGGAAAGAUGGAGAAAAGAAACGCACACAUUCCACCUUCUGGAGGGAGAGAUGAUGAUUACGUUGAAGGACGUGGCCAUGCUGACAGAGCUUCCAAUCGAUGGUGAUGCAAUAAUAGAAAGUUCACAUAAACCAUUUAAUGGUUGGGGCCAAUUUAUAAGCGAGCGUUUAGGCAUCAACAUUCCCAAGGAAGCACCAGAAGGUCGUCGUGUACCACCUCUACACCAGUCUAUGCUAUUGAUACCUUGGCUAGUGAGGAUGGCUCGAGAAUUACCGGAGGAUGCCACGGAUGCUUAG